CUGCCAUGGCGCCGUUCGAGAUCGGACAGUUCAUCGCGGCGCCCGGGCAGCCAUUAUAUAUCCGUCUCUGGAUCUAGCAAAUCACAGCCCCGCACCGCAUUGAUCGUCUCCCGUCUCCACACCUGCGCUACCCACUGUGCUUCGCUUGGCAUCCGUCCACACACACACACACACGCAACCAGCAGCAGCCUGCAUUCCCAUGGCCAGCCUGGUGCACCAGACGGCGGCCCCGAUGCCGGCCGCGGCGGCGAUGGACGACGACUUCAUGCCGCAGAGCUUCGGGUGCUUCGGGCGGUCGCUGUCUCGGGCGUCGUCGGCCCGGCGGCUGGAGUACAGGGCGCUGAGCGGCGAGGGCGGGGAGGAGAUGAGGCGCAUCGCGCAGGAGGAGCGGUCGGCCAGGGCGAAGCUGCGGUGGAAGGCGGUGGCGCAGGAGAUCAUGGCCAGGAGGAGGGGCGGCGGCGGCGGAGGCGCGGCGCGGAGGAGGAAGGCGGGGUUCAGCUACGACUCCAAGAGCUACGCGCUCAACUUCGACCAAGGCGCCGCCGCCGAGUAGCCAGCGAGCGAGCGAGCGAGAUCGCUGGCGAUCGAGAUGCAGCUAGCGCCUAGCGUACUGGCGAGCGUGCGUGGCUGGCGCUGCGGCCAGCCGACUGGCGACCGAUGCCGGCGGGGGAAUGGGGCGGCCGUGGCAUGGUUAUUGUUGGUUGAGAAUUGAGAAUGUGGAGGUCUAGUUUUGUGCCAGAUCUUGUGUUCUUUGGUUGGUUAUUCUUAGUUGAGAAUUGAGAUGUUGGGUGCAUGUGCAGGAGUUGGCUGAUGCGUCCUGACAUAUUCAUGUGGUGUAAUAAGAUGAGCUGCUAGAUGUUUCAAAGUGAAUUCACUGCAUUUA
Triticum dicoccoides is the source of this 883-nucleotide messenger RNA. RefSeq lists its product as uncharacterized. The transcript has a single exon. The record is from RefSeq and is a predicted model, not a curated record. The coding region runs from base 200 to 553 and encodes 117 amino acids. Lineage: Eukaryota; Viridiplantae; Streptophyta; Magnoliopsida; Poales; Poaceae.